AUGGGGAGGAUACAGAGAGUGGUGGUCGGUCCAUAACAACCCCUGUCACGGAGGCUGAAAGCUACCGCAUAAAAACGUGUGCAUUUAUCGGAUAUGUGUUGUUGCUAAGGGCGUGGAUGUGUGUCUUUAAAAUUGAAUUGUCUCCUUGCAAUGGAAAGUGUAAUUUGAGAGAGACACCGCACAAAUACAGCCCGAACGAACGGUGAGAUGCUCUGAGCACGUCAUCCACACUGGGAGAAUACCGUGCCGCAGUGAGCAAACAAUCUGAUCGCUUCUAUUCCGCUCCCGGACAUCGCUGAACAGAACUUCUCCCCAGCGGAGGCGAAUAGUUAACAGAGUGAUGCGAUGGGGACGAUGCCGUCCCUGACUUCAUUCUGCUUUUAAACCAAGAAAAAACUGUAAUGAAUACUCAAUAACCAGCUACGGGAUCGGCUAGCCUAAGAUUAUAGCGGUCACAGCUGCGCACCUGACACUUACAUGGUUCUUUUGAGGGAUUAGAGAGAGACGGAACUAUCCUGGCACGACAACUGUCCGUGAGUGUUUAUUGUAGCAGUUCUACCUACCACGAGUUCUUCUUCUAAACUGUAACCAAUUUGAUCAGUUAAGAAAGCAAUGUUGCAAUAAACUGCAUAAAAUAGGAAUGAAUUACAUUGUAAUUUAUUAAUGCAACAUUUCAAUUGGCUGGCUGGAUGGAUUUGGGAUAAGCUGAGCCGCAUUAAAUCAAGCAGUGGCACCAUUGCACCUGUUAUAAGAGUUUGUCAUCAAUUGGUAUUUUAUAAAUAUGCCAGAUAUCUCAAGUGAGAUUAUUAUUUUAGGGAUAGUAUAGCUUCCUAACUGCGUCAGUGCAGGCGAACGUUGAAGGUAUGCACUCCCUCACCGCUGGGGAAGGACAAUAAUAGUAGUCGCCUCUGAAUGUCACCGGUAAGUGUCUAAACAUUUCCCGGGGAUGGAUUCCGGGGACGACUCCGGCUCGGACCCGCCACUUGGAUCCACAUUCUCCUCGGUGCCCAAUUUAGACUCUGACAUCAAUGACAAUAUGCCUAUCUAUGAGAACGGUGGACAUCGGAAUGUCAACAUAGAAACGGCAGUGCUGCGUGGGGCAAGCGACCAGAGCGCGUUUCCCUUAUCGGACUACCGGGGACUCGUCCGCCAGAGGUUCAUUCGCAGAAGUUUGUGGUUUUCGGACGCGGACGACCAAGCGUUGGACGCGCCAGAAUGCGGUAACAGCACUCCAGUGCUCAGCGUCCACCUGCGCACCAUCGUGGACCGAACCCUCGCGAUUGGACCACGCGUGGCUUUCCAGGUCCAGGAGAGCUCGAGCACCGAGAGCCAAGUGGGGCAGAAGGACAGCGCAACUGAAAGCGUGAGCGCGGAUGAGGAGAAGGAGAGGAGCGUGGCCGAGCCCAAACCAGAUGAUGCAGCUGAACCGUCGCCUGAUACCACUGGGAAAGCUGGGAGUGAUGAAAACGAGGAUGAGAACGAGAUGAAAGCCGUGUCCACCUCACCCGGGGGCCGGUUUCUCAAGUUCGAUACUGAGCUCGGGAGAGGGUCUUUCAAGACUGUUUACAAAGGUCUGGACACAGACACCUGGGUAGAAGUCGCUUGGUGUGAACUUCAGGACCGUAAACUGACUAAAGCGGAGCGUCAGAGGUUUAAAGAGGAGGCAGAGAUGUUGAAGGGUCUCCAGCACCCCAACAUUGUGCGUUUCUAUGACUUCUGGGAGUCACCAGUCAAAGGGAGGAAGUGCAUCGUUCUUGUGACAGAGCUCAUGACCUCAGGGACACUAAAAACGUAUCUCAAGCGUUUCAAGGUGAUGAAGCCCAAGGUUCUGAGGAGCUGGUGUCGACAGAUCCUGAAGGGCCUCCACUUCCUCCACACCAGGACCCCUCCCAUCAUCCACAGGGACCUGAAGUGUGACAACAUCUUCAUCACCGGCCCCACCGGUUCCGUCAAGAUAGGAGACCUGGGAUUAGCUACGCUGAAGAGGACCUCCUUCGCCAAGAGUGUCAUUGGCACCCCAGAGUUCAUGGCCCCUGAGAUGUAUGAGGAGCACUAUGAUGAGGCGGUGGACGUCUAUGCCUUCGGGAUGUGUAUGUUGGAGAUGGCCACCUCAGAAUACCCCUACUCCGAGUGCCAGAACGCUGCUCAGAUCUACCGCAAAGUCACCGGCGGGGUGAAGCCUGCCAGUUAUGAUAAGAUCAGUGACCCAGAGAUUAAGGAGAUCAUCGGGGAGUGUAUCUGCCAUCGGAGGGAAGAGAGGUACACCAUAAAGGACCUCUUGAACCAUGCCUUCUUUGCGGAGGACACAGGCGUAAGGGUGGAGCUGGCCGAGGAGGAUGAUGGGAAAAAGAAUUCCAUUGCCCUCAAGGUGUGGGUGGAGGACCCUAAGAAGCUGAAGGGGAAGUACAAGGACAGUGGGGCCAUCGAGUUCACCUUUGACCUGGAGAAAGAGACCCCAGAGGGUGUGGCCCAGGAGAUGGUGGAGUCGGGCUUCUUCCUGGACAGCGAUGUGAAGAUAGUAGGAAAGUCCAUCAAGGACCGAGUGGCUCUCAUCAAAUGGAGGAGGGAUCGGACCGUCCCUGCAGUCGACACCCAGACCCAGAACCUGCUACAGUUGCCCAGCAUUGGGUUAACACCACAGGGGGCGCCACUGGCCCCAGCAGAGUCUGAGGAGGAAGAGGGUGACCAGCCCCUUACCCUGCUCUGCAGCCUGCCGGCCCCAUACAGUCAGCACAGUGCCCCCUACCAGUCCCUCCCAGAGCCCAUAUCUACACCCCAGGUCUACAGCCCACCUGUGCAGUCCCAGGCCCAGCUGCACCAGGCGGCCUACCAGCAGCCCACUGCACAGCCUCCGCAGGUGGCCUACUCCCAUGCUAGUACCACACAGUUUCAUCAGGGGGCCUACCAGUCUCCACCUCCCAGUACAGGAUUGACCCAGCCCCAGGCUCAGCAUACCUCUGCUACAGCCACACCAGGGCCUACAGUACAUAAGAGCAGAACAGCUGCAACACAGAGCUUCCCAGCUGCUGCCCAUGUCCCCACUGGACAGGCACAGGCACAGCUUACUGCUCCUGUCCAGCCCAACCAGGAGUUGUCUACCAGUCAGCCUCUACCUGAGCAGUGCUCUGACAUCACCACCAGUCUUGUCCAAUCAGCUGCCUUCCUGGCCAGCAGUGCUCCUCCCCCUCUACAGCAGCCUGUCCAGGCCACACCCCCUAUUGAGCCACGACAGAUCAAGACAGAGGACCCCCAGGGAGAGGCUCCGGUGUCACCACUGGCCCCGCUCCACCCCGUCCAGCCUGCCGUCCUGUCCCCUCCCCGGAGGGGGCGUAUGGUUGACCCCGACCCUGCUGCUGCAGCCGGGUCUGAUCAGACACUCCCUGAGAGUCCAGCCCCGGCCCCACCCCUGGCUCCGGCAUUGGCUCUGGCUGCAGCCUUGCAGCAGGCUGGCACCCAGAAAAGUACCAGCCUGCCCACGACUCAGCAGAACCUGGAAACUGAGUCCAUAUCUACCGUUUCCCAACCUGAAGACAGUCAAGAGGAGCCAAUGCAAGAGAAACCCAUGGCGUUUCACAGUUAUGCAGGCUAUGACAGCUUCAACUCAGAUGUGGCGUCGGGUAAGGAGAUGAGUGAUGGUUACGAUGGCUCGGCCAGCAGCGGGAAGGGAGACGGGAAGUCCCGGAAACACCACCGCAAGUCGACCCGCACACGCUCACGCCAAGAGAAGACCAACAAGCCCAAACUGAGCAUGCUCAAUGUGAGCAACACGGGCGAUAAGAUGGUGGAGUGCCAGCUGGAGACCCACAACCACAAAAUGGUAACCUUCAAGUUUGACCUGGACGGAGAUGCUCCAGAAGAAAUCGCUAUUUACAUGGCAGAGAAUUUCUUCAUCCUACCCAUAGAGAAGGCGAUGUUCAUUGACCAGUUGAAGGACAUCGUGGACAAGGCUGAGGACAUGCUGAGCGAGGACAUGGAGGGAGAGACGGACUCCGCUUUGGGGGGCAGUCCCCAACUGGGACACACCUCUUGGGGGCCGGGGGGAGAGAGUCAGCAGCCUGGAGCACCCCAGCCUGUUUAUCAGCAGAAUGUGCUCCACACAGGGAAGCGAUGGUUCAUCAUCUGCCCAGUGGAGGAGACUCCCACCUCCAACCAGGAUGGGACUGCAAACAUGUCUGCCGAUGGGACUACAACUACUCAACAUGAUGGGACUACAACUACUACUCAACAUGAUGGGACUACAACUACUCAACAUGAUGGGACUACAACUACUCAACAUGAUGGGACUACAACUACUCAACAUGAUGGGACUACAACUACUCAACAUGAUGGGACUACAACUACUCAACAUGAUGGGACUACAACUACUCAACAUGAUGGGACUACAACUACUCAACACGAUGGGACUACAACUACUCAACAUGAUGGGACUACAACUACUCAACAUGAUGGGACUACAACUACUCAACAUGAUGGGACUGCUCAGCCUGAUGGAAGUGCUGUGCCAGUAUCAGCGUCCUCCUCCAUAGCUAACUCUGUGUCUGGGGGGAGUGGAGGCUUCAACUACGAGGGCUAUGGCCUCUGUAGCCCUCCCAUCCUGUCCUCCACAGACCCUCUCCUCCUGGCUAUGUCCCAUGUCUCAGCUCCCUCUGGCCCCCCAUCUGUCCAACCAGGCCAUCCUCCAGAGGGCCAGGCCCACAGCUCUAUCCUGCCCAGGCUGCAUCACACCCAGUCAGCCUUGGCUCUGCCAGUGGCCCCCUCUGGAGGUCUCCGUAACUCCCUGCCUGGAGAGGAGCACCAGGGGGGAGGGCGUCUUCGUGCCAUCUCCCCCAUCCAUGCAGUUCAGAAGAUGGCAGAGAUGGCAUGUGCUGCCUCCAUGGUGGAGGAGGUGCCCUGCUGCCCACUGGCCAUGCCAAUGUUCCUGGAUGUGAGUGGUGGAGCCCAGGGGAAAUCAGCUCCUCUCACCCUUCUGCCCUCCCAGGACCCCUCUACCUCCUCAGCCAGAGAGUCCCUCCAACUCUCCUACCCCUCCGUUGCCCGCCCUGACCGCUCCCAGCCGCCUGUGGUGCUCCAGCAGCCCUUCUCCAUGGGUGGAGCAAAGGCCCCCUCGCUGCCCCAGAGCCCUGCCCCCCACCAGCACACGGCAGGGGGGCCCAGUGAGUCAGAUGGGGAGGGGAGAGGGGUGGGGGGCCGAGGGGGCUUUGUGGACAGCACCAUCAAGACUCUGGAUGAGAAGCUGAGGACCCUGCUGUACCAGGAGUACGCCCCCAUGUAUCCAUCAGGCAGUGCUGCGGAGACACCAGGCUCGGGGACGGAGUACGUCCAAUCCCCUCCUGGCCCAGACAGCUCCACCUUGGGUUCAGGAAGCAGCACUCCCCGACCUAUGGGGGAGGGGCGCUACCGGACAGGGGAACAACUGCCUCAGAUUCCAGAGAGGAUGGACAGUUUGAGCACGUUGAGUGAUUCUGCGGUGUGUGCUCCCAUGUCUAGGAGACAAAACGUACCACACUCUACCUCCUGCUCUGGCUCUGGAUCCAGAGGCCAGUUUAAGAUGAUCACAGGCCUUCCUGAUGUGGUGACACAAGGAGAGCGGAAGCAGAGGAGUUGGAGCAGCGCUGCCUCCCCGGCGCACCCUGCUGGCCAUCUCUCAGACUACCGCAGCAGUGCCCAGGCCGCCUCCACCAUUAUCGGACGUUUCUCAGUGGUCAGCACCGAGGACGACGUCACCCUGAGGAGCUAUGACAGCCGCUACUCCGCCCCGCCAGACUUCUACCUUGAUACACCCCCCGCCAUGACACACGCCUCCACAUCCACCUCCGUGUCUGUUGAUGUUACAGUCCACGCUCACGCGCGCUUCCUGUCCUCGGACUCGGGGGCGGAGAGUAGUCCAGCCAAGCUGGGCCCGGCCACGCACUCACGCCACGGUCGCUCAGGGGAGCGUAGAGGAAGUGACCUCAUGAAGAGAGCGGUGGCUUUCCUGCGCCGUUCAGGCCGUAGUAGUAGUGUGCAGAGCUCUGAUUCGCUGAGCCGGCAGGGGGGCGUGCAUGGCUCGGCCUAUGUGAGCAGUGAUAAUGACUCUGAGUUAGAGGACUCGGAUAUGAAGAGAGAGCUGACCAGACUCAGGGAGAAACAUUUAAAGGAGCUCUCGGAGCUGCAGGCACACCACAGAGGGGAGAUAGAGCUGCUGUACUGCAGGCUGGGUAAAGCCACCUCACCCCCCCUGGGUCUCUCUCACUCAGUUCCCCCCAAGCGGAGGAGCAAGCACAAGCACAAACUGAAGUCUGAAAAACUCCUCAGUCCUCUGGUACAACAGCUUAGGCAUGUCACCACCAAAACCAGCGACUCUGGCAAAACCAGUGAGACUACAGUCAGUCUGAACGGGUCUCCAGCCAAAGCUCCAGUACAGUCAGACAGAAGAGCCCGUUCAGGUACCAGUCACUUGGAUACCUCCACCUCUGAACCUGUCCAGACCAAGCAGCCCUGCUCCCUCAAGGGUUCCCUCUCUUCAGACAACAUCUACGCUGGAGCUGGACUACACGGAGAGAGGACAGGACCACAAGCUUCACCAGGCCAAGGGUCAACUCUGAAACGACUCUGCCUUGGAAAAGAGCGUGGAAGGGGGACUGGAGCAGGCCCAGGUGCAUCCACCCAGCCACCCCAACAACAGACAGCCAGCUCUACUUCUCCCCACCAGACAGUAGCAGGGCUGGCCCAAGCCCAGGCCAACAACAGCAACAACAAGACAGGCACCUACACCGGCACCUACAUGGGCUCCUACACAGAGUCCUUCACAGACUCCCUUCACAGGAUAGUGGAUGAUUGGACCAUGGAGGCCCUGGGUGUCGCCCGGCGCCCGCGGACCAGCUCCCUCAGCCUCAGAGGGCAACCACUUUGGAACGAGGACCCCGGGGGGCCCAGAACAAGAGACAGACUGUUCAGCGCUCCAGAUGCACCUGCCAGGACAGCCCCUGGCUCUGAAGGCCCCCAGCUCCCCCUGUCAUGGCCGAUGAUUGACAAUCAGGCCCUGUGCUCAGUGAUGAAGACCAGCUCCCCGAGACAGGCAGAGUUGCAUCCUGGCUACAUGCUGGCCCAUUCAGGCCCAGACCUGUUUGGGGGGCUGCUGCUCUCGCCUCUCUCGCCCCUCUCGCCCCUCUGUGUAAGCCUUUGGCCUGAGCUGCUGUCCCCCUUGGGUUCAGGGGUGUUUGCUUUACCUACCGUGCCCCCAACCUGUGGCACCACCACCCCUGGUUCACCCUACGAACCACCCGACCCCAAACCCAGGAACCUCUAACCCCUGCAGCACCAUGUCUUCCAACUAUGUUUCCAAAAUGAGUUAUAUGUAGUUAGAGUUCUAGUCUUCCCUUACCACAAUGUAAACUAUUUCUAUUUAACCAGCAUAUAUGUAUAUAAUAAGUAUUUGAAUACACACUGAGUGUACAAAACAGUAAGAACACCUUCCUACUAUUGAAUUGCCCCCCACCUUUUGCCCUUAGAACAGCCUCAAAUCGUUGGGGCAUGGACUCUACAAAGUGUCAAAAGUGUUCCACAGGGAUGCUGACCCAUGUUGACAGGGAUGCUGGCCCAUGUUAACACAGUUGUGUCAAGUUGGCUGGAUGUCCUUUGGGUGGUGGACCAUUCUUGAUAAACACGGAAAACUGUUGAGCGUGAAAAACCCAGUAGCGUUGCAGUACUUGACAUAGACCGGUGCACCUGGCACAUACUACCAUAUCCCAUUCAAAGGCACUUCAAUAUUUUGUCUUGCCCAUUCACCCUCUGAAUGGCACACAUACACAAUUCAUGUCUCAAUUGUGUCAAGGCUUAACAAUAUUUUUUGACCUCUUCCUCUUCAUAUACACUGAUUGAAGUGGAUUUAACAAGUGACAUCAAUAAGGGAUCAUAACUUUCACCUGGAUUCCCCUCAAUCUAUCUAUGUCAUGGAAAGAACAUGGAACGUUCUUAAUGUAUUCAGCGUAUGCUGUUAUCAAUGUGUGUGACAUUAUCAACCUCAAUUGACAUACCUCAUAUUUAUGUACAUAAGGGACAUAUGUCUAUCUUAUCACCUGUGUGAAUGUGCUGUAGUGUAUAUAAAUAAGGUGUUUGUGCAUAAUCCAUUAAUUUGUUUGUGUAUAAAGCUUUUGUGUAUUUACAUGAUCUAUUUGUAUAUUAUUAAUUCAUACUGUAUGUCUUUGUACAUAAAUUGUUCACGUUUGUGUGUAAAUCACCCAUAUGUGUGUACAGUAUGUGUAUGUAUAUACAGUAACCCCUGUGUGUUUUUGUGUGAGCGUGUGUACAUUAGGUGCUGCAGGGCUCUGUUCUAACUCAGCAGAGAGCCAUUCACCAUCUUUCCAUCACUGUGAAGCCUUGUCACCCUGGUUACCAGCCUGGCCACCCUGUUAACCAGCCGUGUCAUCCUGGUUACCAGCCUUGUCACUCUGGUUGCCAGCUGUGUCACCCUGGUUACCAGCCUGGUCACCCUGGUUACCAGCCUUGUCACUCUGGUUACCAGCUGUGUCACCCUGGUUACCAGCCUUGUCACCCUGUUAACCAGCCGUGUCAUCCUGGUUACCAGCCUGGUCACUCUGGUUACCAGCUGUGUCACCCUGGUUACCAGCCUGAGCCCCUGGUUAAAAGCCUUGUACCCCUGGUUACAAGCCUGGAUUAUCUGGUUACCAUGACCCUCUGCUUUAUUACUCUGCUAUUUAUGUUGUAAUAUAUUUCAACUUCCUCAAACUUCAUUGAAAUGUGUACAACACAGGUGCUUGAAAUAGUCUGAAGAAAUGUGGAAGAACUUGAACUUAAAGUGCCUUGAACAUUAGUUUCAAUUAAUUCUGGAGACGAGCAUGAGGUCAUUUGAGAUAAGAUAGGAUAAUGUGGUCAUGUUAUGUGUAUGGUUUAGAGGUACUAGAUAUAUUUUUGUGGUUCACUUAUGAAUGUUGUAUUUAGGGAAAGAAACUGGUUGGUUUGAUUUAGAUUGCCAAUUCAGAAUGUUGGGAGCACGACCAUGUUAUUGGUUGAUUUGUGAAUAUUUUAAUAACAGAUGGUAAAGUAUCUCCUUUAGCACUGUAAGAUUCACACAGGGCACUGAAGCUAUGUUGGUCCCUUUGUCCAGAAGCUAUGUUGGUCCCUUUGUCCAGAAGCUAUGUUGGUCCCUUUGUCCAGAAGCUAUGUUGGUCCCUUUGUCCAGAAGCUAUGUUGGUCCCUUUGUCCAGAAGCUAUGUUGGUCCCUUUGUCCAGAAGCUAUGUUGGUCCCUUUGUCCAGAAGCUAUGUUGGUCCCUUUGUCCAGAAGCUAUGUUGGUCCCUUUGUCCAGAAGCUAUGUUGGUCCCUUUGUCCUGAAGCUAUGUUGGUCCCUUUGUCCAGAAGCUAUGUUGGUCCCUUUGUCCUGAAGCUAUGUUGGUCCCUUUGUCCUGAAGCUAUGUUGGUCCCUUUGUCCUGAAGCUAUGUUGGUCCCUUUGUCCAGAAGCUAUGUUGGUCCCUUUGUCCAGAAGCUAUGUUGGUCCCUUUGUCCUGAAGCUAUGUUGGUCCCUUUGUCCAGAAGCUAUGUUGGUCCCUUUGUCCAGAAGCUAUGUUGGUCCCUUUGUCCAGAAGCUAUGUUGGUCCCUUUGUCCUGAAGCUAUGUUGGUCCCUUUGUCCUGAAGCUAUGUUGGUCCCUUUGUCCAGAAGCUAUGUUGGUCCCUUUGUCCAGAAGCUAUGUUGGUCCCUUUGUCCAGAAGCUAUGUUGGUCCCUUUGUCCAGAAGCUAUGUUGGUCCCUUAGUCCAGAAGCUAUGUUGGUCCCUUUGUCCAGAAGCUAUGUUGGUCCCUUUGUCCAGAAGCUAUGUUGGUCCCUUUGUCCAGAAGCUAUGUUGGUCCCUUUGUCCAGAAGCUAUGUUGGUCCCUUUGUCCUGAAGCUAUGUUGGUCCCUUUGUCCAGAAGCUAUGUUGGUCCCUUUGUCCUGAAGCUAUGUUGGUCCCUUUGUCCAGAAGCUAUGUUGGUCCCUUUGUCCAGAAGCUAUGUUGGUCCCUUUGUCCUGAAGCUAUGUUGGUCCCUUUGUCCAGAAGCUAUGUUGGUCCCUUUGUCCAGAAGCUAUGUUGGUCCCUUUGUCCAGAAGCUAUGUUGGUCCCUUUGUCCUGAAGCUAUGUUGGUCCCUUUGUCCUGAAGCUAUGUUGGUCCCUUUGUCCAGAAGCUAUGUUGGUCCCUUUGUCCAGAAGCUAUGUUGGUCCCUUUGUCCAGAAGCUAUGUUGGUCCCUUUGUCCAGAAGCUAUGUUGGUCCCUUAGUCCAGAAGCUAUGUUGGUCCCUUUGUCCAGAAGCUAUGUUGGUCCCUUUGUCCAGAAGCUAUGUUGGUCCCUUUGUCCAGAAGCUAUGUUGGUCCCUUUGUCCAGAAGCUAUGUUGGUCCCUUUGUCCAGAAGCUAUGUUGGUCCCUUUGUCCAGAAGCUAUGUUGGUCCCUUUGUCCUGAAGCUAUGUUGGUCCCUUUGUCCAGAAGCUAUGUUGGUCCCUUUGUCCAGAAGCUAUGUUGGUCCCUUUGUCCAGAAGCUAUGUUGGUCCCUUUGUCCAGAAGCUAUGUUGGUCCCUUUGUCCUGAAGCUAUGUUGGUCCCUUUGUCCAGAAGCUUGUACAAAGCAAUAGCUACACCAUUUUUUUGUCAACACUUACCACAACCUGCAUGAACAUACACACUGAAGCUUGCACAGCAUAAAAGGUGGAGAGUCAGACCGUAGCAUUCUCUGGGUGAUAACUAGUGUUACUUGGCUGUCAUUAACUGAGUAAUAAUUUAAUUGUUAGUCCACGCCUGUUGUUUACAAAGCAUGUGACAAAUACAAUUUGAUUUGAUUUGAUUAACACCGUGCAAUAAACAGUGGAUGUUUCAUACUGUACUGAAGCAGGCUAUAGGUGAUUUCUCCUACAGUAUGCCUCACUGUAGGUUUGAGUCAUUUACCUUAAAGAGCUCCGUAUGGUUUUGGUGGGUUAAUGCAUUAGAUGUACACAGUAACGUAUGACAUAUAUGGAUGUUAGAGGCAGGUAUGAUAUGUGAUUUAUUGCAGGACCUAAGCAAGUAGACUACUAUAAAGACAAUGCAAUACCUAUUGGGAUACACAUGUCAUACUGUAUCUUUUGGGUUUGUGUAUGGUUAUAAAAAAUAAUAAUCUUAAAUUAUUAGUGAGUUAUUAGUUUCUUCAUUGUUGUAAAAUCAGUGAUAAUCUGUAUCAUAAGGAUCGUAAGGACACAAUAACUCCUGUAGUGCUCUGAGUUGAUGACAGAGAAGUCAUCUUUUCAAUGCACAGUUUUUCUACUGUUCUUCUGUAGUCCUGAGAUUCAUAACAAGACCAGCCUAGUGUGUAGAAGUCAAUGCUUCUUUCAGUUUGGUUUUGUGUUGUAUGACACAAUAAUUAAAAUCCAAUACAACAUA
Messenger RNA from Oncorhynchus kisutch (coho salmon), 11382 nucleotides. RefSeq names its product serine/threonine-protein kinase WNK2-like. The transcript is spliced from 27 exons. The record is from RefSeq and is a predicted model, not a curated record. The coding region runs from base 947 to 7288 and encodes 2113 amino acids. NCBI's taxonomy places the organism in Eukaryota, Metazoa, Chordata, Actinopteri, Salmoniformes, Salmonidae. Gene Ontology annotation, molecular function: ATP binding; protein serine/threonine kinase activity. Gene Ontology annotation, biological process: protein phosphorylation.